AUGCCUAUGAUAGGAUAUGACGGUACUCUCUGCUACCAUCCUUCCAACAACUGCCCAAUACGUGCGGCUUUCUGGAUGUACGAGCCGUCUCUCAUCAUCAACGCAGCUUUCCUUGUGCUCUUCGGUAUAUCCUUCAUCACUUUCGUCGUUCAGGGCACCGCAGAUGCAAAAUGGCUUGGCUUCAGUCUCGCCAUGGCUGCUGGUUGCGCGCUCGAGGUUGCUGGCUACGCGGGACGCAUACUAGCCCAACAAGACAUGUUUGCAGAGACCCCUUUCCUCAUCCAAAUCAUCUGUCUGACCAUCGGUCCCGCCUUCCUUGCUGCAGGCAUCUAUCUCUGCCUCUCGCGCAUUGUCACCACUAUCGGUCCCGAAUAUUCGCGCAUCAAGCCACUCUCUUAUCCAAAGAUUUUUAUCCCCUGCGACAUCAUCUCCCUCGUGCUCCAGGCUGUUGGAGGAGGCAUGGCCAGUGUUGCUAUACACAACGAUAAGAGUACCAAGAGCGGCGACAACGUCAUGAUUGCCGGUCUAGCUUUCCAGGUUGCAACAAUGUUCGCAUUCAUCCUGAUAUCUGCCGACUUCGCCUGGCGCACAUUCCGCAUCCGUAAGCUGCUUCCACAGACUACUCAGAGUGAGCGGGAAGUAAAUCCCCAAAUACCACGGCCAUUCACGGCUUUCAUCAUCGCCUUGACCUUAUCCACCCUUUGCAUCUUCAUCAGAUGCGUGUUUCGGGUUGCCGAGCUGAGUCAAGGCUGGAGAGGUAAGCUAGCCACGACCCAAAAGUACUUUAUUGGUCUGGAAGGCGCAGCCAUUGUUGCAUCCGUCUUGAUUUUGAACCUCUGCCAUCCAGGUUACUGCUUCAACGCCGCCAAAGAUGCAAGGGAUGUGCGAUCCAGCAGGAAGAUUUGUUUUUUGAAGAGAAGGUCUACUGUAAAUCAGGGCGAUACUGAGCUAACACAAGUCACUACUACACCGUCAAAGUAGGAGGCAGAAUGGGUAUUAGACGUUUGGUCUAAAAAGGAGUUUUGGGAAUAGGUACGGCGAGAAACGGGGAAUCAUCUCAUGGUGCUUUCUGCACUGACAUCAAGUC
Bipolaris sorokiniana ND90Pr is the source of this 1087-nucleotide messenger RNA. RefSeq lists its product as uncharacterized. The coding region runs from base 1 to 981 and encodes 326 amino acids. The transcript has 2 exons. The record is from RefSeq and is a predicted model, not a curated record. Gene Ontology annotation, cellular component: plasma membrane; fungal-type vacuole. NCBI's taxonomy places the organism in Eukaryota, Fungi, Ascomycota, Dothideomycetes, Pleosporales, Pleosporaceae.